AUGGGAUUUUUAGACAAGGUUAAGGACAUUGCCAGUGGCAGUGGUAGCAGUGGUAGUGAUAAUGGUAGUAGGGAUGCUUCCGGCGAGAAGAGUGACUUUCUUUCCAAGGCUGAAGGGGCCUUGGGCCAAGAUCGUAUGGAUCAGAUCAGAAAUAAGGUUGGCGAGAACAACUUCAACAAGUUCGAGACGGAAGUGAGAAAACAAUUUGCCGGCACGUCCAUCAACGACAAGAAAAAGACUUCGAGUGACGACUCCUACGGCAGCAACAAGAACAGUAGUGCGUACGGCCAAGGCUCCAGCAAUGAUGAUUCCUAUGGGGGCAGUAGCAACAACAACGCUGAUUCAUACGGCACCAACAGUGGUAAGAACAAUUCUUACGGCCAGAGUUCUUACGAUGACGAUUCCUAUGGAAGCAACAACGACAACAAUGCUGGUUCUUAUGGCCAAGGCUCUAACAACGAUUUUUACGGCAACAGUAGCAGUAAGAAGAAUGAUUCAUACGGACAGAGUUCUUAUGAUAACGAUUCUUAUGGAGGUAAGAGCAGCAGCAAGAAGAACGAUUCUUACGGCCAAAGCUCUUACGGUGACGAUUCCUACGGUAACAGUAGCGGCAAGAAGAGCGAUUCUUACGGCCAAAGCUCUUACGGUGACGAUUCCUAUGGUAACAGUAGCAGCAAGAAGAACGACUCCUACGGCCAAGGGUCUACCAACGAUUCCUACGGAAACAGCAGCGGUAAGAAGAACGACUCGUAUGGUCAAAGUUCUUAUGAUGACGAUUCCUACGGUAACAGCAGUAGCAAGAAGAACGACUCCUACGACAACAGUAGCAGCAAGAAGAACGACUCCUACGGAAACAGCAGCAGUAAGAAGAACGACUCGUAUGGUCAAAGUUCUUAUGAUGACGACUCCUACGGAAACAGCAGCAGUAAGAAGAACGACUCGUAUGGUCAAAGUUCUUAUGAUGACGAUUCCUAUGGAGGUAAGAGCAGCAGCAAGAAGAACGAUUCUUACGGCCAGAGCUCUUACGAUGACGAUUCUUACGGUAAGAGCAGCAGCAAGAAGAACGAUUCUUACGGCCAGAGCUCUUACGGUGACGAUUCCUACGGUAACAGUAGCGGCAAGAAGAGCGAUUCUUACGGCCAAAGCUCUUACGGUGACGAUUCCUAUGGUAACAGUAGCAGCAAGAAGAACGACUCCUACGGCCAAGGGUCUACCAACGAUUCCUACGGAAACAGCAGCGGUAAGAAGAACGACUCGUAUGGUCAAAGUUCUUAUGAUGACGAUUCCUACGGUAACAGCAGUAGCAAGAAGAACGACUCCUACGGCCAAGGGUCUACCAACGAUUCCUACGGAAACAGCAGCGGUAAGAAGAACGACUCGUAUGGUCAAAGUUCUUAUGAUGACGAUUCCUACGGUAACAGCAGUAGCAAGAAGAACGACUCCUACGACAACAGUAGCAGCAAGAAGAACGACUCCUACGGAAACAGCAGCAGUAAGAAGAACGACUCGUAUGGUCAAAGUUCUUAUGAUGACGACUCCUACGGAAACAGCAGCAGUAAGAAGAACGACUCGUAUGGUCAAAGUUCUUAUGAUGACGAUUCCUAUGGAGGUAAGAGCAGCAGCAAGAAGAACGAUUCUUACGGCCAGAGCUCUUACGAUGACGAUUCUUACGGUAAGAGCAGCAGCAAGAAGAACGAUUCUUACGGCCAGAGCUCUUACGAUGACGAUUCUUACGGUAAGAGCAGCAGCAAGAAGGACGACUCUUACGGCCAGAGCUCUUACGAUGACGAUUCUUACGGUAAGAGCAGCAGCAAGAAGGACGACUCCUACGGUCAAGGCUCUACCAACGAUUCCUACGGGAACAGCAGCAGUAAGAAGAAUGACUCAUAUGGUCGGAGCUCUUACAACGAUGACUCCUACGGAAACAGUAACAGUAAGAAGAACGAUUCGUAUGGUCAGAGCUCUUACGAUGACAAUUCCUACGGCAACAGUAGCAGCAAGAAGAACGACUCCUACGGCAACAGCAGUAGUAAGAAGAGUGACUCCUAUGGCCAAGGCUCUUACAAUGACGAUUCCUACGGAAACAACAGCAGCGGGUCGUAUGGACGCGAUUCAACCAACAAGCAGUCUUACGGACAAAGCUCUUACGGUCAAGAUUCGUCCAAUCAGCAAUCUUACGGACAGAGCUCUUAUGGCCAAGAUUCUUCCAACCAGCAAUCUUACGGCCAAAACUCCUACAACGACAACUCGUAUGGGAGCAACAACAAUGAUUCUUACGGCCAGAGUUCCUAUGGUAAUCAGAAUUCCAGCAAUUCUUACGGGGGAAACAACUCCUACAAUUGA
Messenger RNA from Lachancea lanzarotensis, 2343 nucleotides. RefSeq names its product LALA0S05e06678g1_1 (gene DDR48). The record is from RefSeq and is a predicted model, not a curated record. Lineage: Eukaryota; Fungi; Ascomycota; Saccharomycetes; Saccharomycetales; Saccharomycetaceae. Bases 1 to 2343 code for a protein of 780 amino acids. The transcript has a single exon.